GCCCAAAAACUAGUGAUUCUUUCACGUGUCUUCUGAACUUGGUCUUCCCGUCGUCCACAUUUGAAGAGCCGCUUAUCGCCUCCAGCACCCCUCUCUUCUCCUCCGUCUACAGCAAGAGCCUACCGCGUCCAGGCUCUCGUUCCAGCCUCUCCACGAGAAGCCUCUCUUUGGCCCCUCUUCUUCUACAAACCCACAAUUACUACUUGGCAAAGACUGGUGGAUUCCAGCACCCAAGCAAGCUCUGUAUUCUCUCGAUAAAGCAAAACCCUAAUGCUUCCCAACCUUGACCAAUCUAUCUAAACCCAACCCGUACAGCGCAGCCUCUAAAGCCAUCUACAUGUUCAUCACCAACCCCACCUCCAAAACCCUCAAAAAGCUACUCUCUUCCUCUAAAAAAUCAGUCUUUUGCUUCCUAUGCCAGCCCCAAAACCCUCCCUAUACACACACCCAAAAAUGCCACUAUGUAGAUGUUUACAUGAAGUGGAAGAAAGACUCGUACUAUGACUCAAUAGAGCACAUCCACAGGUCCAUAGAACUCAAGCCCAUUGUUUCCUUGAAAAACUGCAUAGCCCAAGACCCGAACGGUUGCAUCCCAAUCUCUCAAGUCUCGAAGAGGGCACUAGAGUUGGGUGUGCCCAUGAAUGUUGCGAGGUUCUUGAGGCAAUACCCAGCAAUCUUUGAGGAAUUUACGGGUCCCCAAUAUAACUUGCCUUGGUUUAGGCUGACCCCAGAAGCUGCUGAGAUUGAUAGAGAGGAGAAAAGGGUGUUUGAAGAACAUAAGGAUGAUUUGAAGGAUAGGCUGAAGAGGUUGAUUUUGAUGAGUAAAGGGAAAGUUUUGCCUUUGAAGAUUAGUCAGGGAAUGCAGUGGUAUUUAGGUUUGCCCGAGGAUUUUUUAAGGUGCUUGGAAGUGAAUCUUGAUGGGUCUUUUAGGCUUGUGGAGAUUGAAGAUGGGUUGGAAGGUUUGGCUGUUGAGGGUGAGAAGGUAUUGUCUGUGGUACAGAGAAAUGCAAUGAAAAGAGGGAUGCAUUUCGGGGGGACAAUGGAGGCAAUUGAGUUUUCAGCUUUCCCUUCGAAGGGUUUGAGGUUGAGGAGGAAGAUUGAAGAUUGGUUAAAGGAGUUUCAGAAGGUUCCCUAUGUUUCACCUUAUGAGGAUUUUUCACAUUUGGACCCAAAUAGUGAGAUAGCGGAGAAGCGGGUUGUGGGGUUUCUUCAUGAGUUGCUUAGUCUCUUUGUUGAGCAUUCGGCGGAGAGGAAGAAGCUUCUAUGCCUCAAGAAAUAUUUUGGGUUGCCUCAGAAAGUUCACAAGGCAUUUGAGAGGCAUCUCCAUAUGUUUUAUUUGUCUUUGAGGAACAAGACUUGUACUGCAAUACUUAAGGAGGCUUACAAUGAUAAGUCCGCUAUAGGGAAGCAUCCACUGCUGAAGGUGAGAAAAAAGUAUAUCAGGUUGAUGAAGGAGUCGGAGUUGAUUUUGAAGAAAAGAAGAUUCAGCAAUCGGUUUGUCGAUCGUGAUCGUGAUCAUGAGAAUAUGAAGUUGGAUUUGGAUUUGGAUGCUGAGGAUGAAGAGAGAAGAGAGAUGCCAGAUUGUUCUUUGUAAAUGAAUCUUUCCCUUAACAUUUAAAUUAGGCAUUAUAUGGUCUAAUAUAAAAAAGAGCUUCUGGAGUAGGACUUUUGCAGACCCUAAUUAGAGGCUAAUUAGCAGCAGAUUCUUUGAUUUGUAUAUUUUGUGUUUGGUUCUUCUAGUCACUUAUCUUUGACUUGUAAGACAUGACCUUAGCAAAUUCAAUGGAUAUACAGUCUUUGAUA
Molecule: messenger RNA, 1803 nt
Organism: Alnus glutinosa
Lineage: Eukaryota; Viridiplantae; Streptophyta; Magnoliopsida; Fagales; Betulaceae
Product: protein WHAT'S THIS FACTOR 9, mitochondrial
Exons: 2
Coding region: 338-1594 (418 amino acids)
Molecular function (GO): RNA binding
Source: RefSeq, a predicted model, not a curated record